This is a messenger RNA of Dermacentor andersoni, 3389 nucleotides long. Lineage: Eukaryota; Metazoa; Arthropoda; Arachnida; Ixodida; Ixodidae. The record is from RefSeq and is a predicted model, not a curated record.
CGGUCAUUAGAGGAAACGCCAGUUCACGGGAUUGGCCAGUCGUUUCAGCGGGUGCGAGAGAGAAAAUCUGGGGGCGUUCGCGCUUGAAAUUUCUCCCUUUGCCUAGGUACCACGGAGGAGCAGUUUCUUUGGUCGUUCUGUCCCUAGGCGUGCCCUGGCGUGCCGGCAUUUUGCCAUGUGUCGGCUGGCGAUCUGUGCGUCGCGUACAAGCACGAUCGUGCUGUCGAGGACCGGAUUCGUCGACGCAGGGUCUGAGCAUGCACUGCAUCAGGCCUAUCUACUGCUACCUCCGGCUGUCUGCCCUGCUGGCUUCAUCGGACAAAACAAGUCGCAGGAAGCUGUGCCACGUGCACUGCACUGGGACCACCUGACCAGCACGGUGACGUCGACGGAGACAUCGUGGCACCCGGAUAAAAGCAGCAGCCUUUUCGACGUUCCCUUCAGUGGACUUGGAAGCACCGAACGAGCACGGAUGCUGAUCAAAUUUUUUCUGAUCGCACAGCGCCCGUCUCGUGCUUCUGAAAAGAGCUUGCGGUAUUGGCGUGAACAGACAGGUUUCACAGAACUUUGUUUUAUGUCAAGAUGGGCUGACACCAUGUCACCUGAUGCUGUCACUCUCUGCACAAGCACCAAGAAGCCUGAUAAGUGUUGUGGUUGGUCUACAAAAUUAAGAAAAAUUAUGGGGUCUUACAUGCCAAAACCACUUUCUGAUAAUGAGGCAUGCCGUAGUGUGGGACUCCGGAAAUUUCUACCAACUGGGGUUCUUUAACGUGCACCUACAGUAAAUUUAAGUGCACGGGUGUUUUCGCCUUUUGCCCCCAUUGAAAUGCGGCAGCUCUGGCCGAGAUUCGAUCCUGCGACCUCGUGCUUAGCAGCCCAACACCACAGCCACUAAGCAACUAGGGCGGGUACAAAUUAAGUUCCUUGCCUACCCAAACAAAAAUGUUUGCAACAUGAUGUGCGUGGUAUACCAUCCUUGGGAAGGCAAGCUUAAUUGGUUGCUGUUGGCUUUGUGUCUUGCUUCACUCUUGAGCAGCACUUACUGACUGCACAGUAAUAAUAAGCUCCACCAAAUGGCUAGAUUACUUCUGUACUACUCCAAGUGUUCCAAGAAGACUUUUGGAACACGAAGUAGAAAAAAAAUUUCUGCUCCUAAACUGCUCCAGAAUGUCAAGUUUGUGCUUGAAACCCUAAACUGUCUUGACCACCACUGAGGGGUUGAUCUUCAACAUCACUUAUAUACUUAAGAUAAAAUCUUGAGUAACACUUACUGGUUGUCUAAACAUUUUGAAAUGGUUUCACAGGUUCUAAUUUAACACUUACAUGCACUUUUUAAAACAGCAGUGAAUAACGAUUUCGGUAACAUAUUUCAGUAUUCUACAGUUGAUUUGGAGGAUUAUGCGCCAUCACUGGUCUGCAAUUAUGGAAGUUUAGAGAUAAAAAAAUGGGGGCAAUAAUGCCUACGUUUUACACAUUGUCAUUGUACAGAACACAACCUAUGCAACUUGCUAUAAAACUGAUUUAUAUAGUAUUUGAAAUUACCAUAAGAGUAUGUAAACAGCUGGGGUUUCAUAGUUCUAGGUUCUUGUUAUGUUUUAGACUAGCACCUCCCUUUAAAUGGCAGUAAAAGGCAUGCAUAAAUUUUUUUUUUGGACUGCCUGAUUUUCUAAAUGUUUUGUUCUUGCAGUCCUCGGGGAACCACCCAUCGCCACCAAGAAAAAGCACUUUUGACUGUAGCAGUAAUCAGUGAUUCGCCUAAUUGGCAAACAGUUCAGGAUGCCAAACAGCCUCUUGACAGCUGUACCUCUGACAGAAGGCACUAAUACACAGUGCAAUGCACUGUUUCUGCACUCUAGACUGUGGGAUUCUCAUCCCGUACCUUGGGUCAAAGGAACGACAAUCACAAGGGCAUUUAUUGCACCUUUCAUAAAUCAAUGCCUGCUAGCAGAGUUGCUAUCCACAAAACAUGCCGAUGGGCGUGCGACAAAUCGCGGAAGUCCGACUCACCGCGACCGGAUAGCGAGCGAAUUAUGUUCGCCCCUUGCUGGAUCCCAAUGCCUGGUCGUUCACGCGUACGGUCACGCGAACGGUGGCUCUUUCGCACAAGGCCUCACGAGACGAUCUCGCAGAAGCAUGGAUCGGCGCACGGGCGGCACGUUUGUGCUGCUUGCCGUCCCAAACCAAAGAGGAAACGUGUUCUCCCUUGCGCCCCCAAGUAACCCUGCCAUGAGGCGGCGUUAGCAGCGCAACACUCGCGUGGCCUGGGGCCCGCGGCGAAGCCGCAAUGCAGGAGACGGAAGAUAUGCGGGAAAAACAACAUAUCAGGGGACGUGUGACAGUCGCGCAUCCCCACAAGACAAAUGUGAUAAGAGCUGUAUUAUGUGACCUAUUAUAACUCCGUGGUGACAAUACAGACAGGAUAUGCAGGGCAUGUAGCGAUGAGGUCAGUAGCAAUGGAAUGAUAUCACCAGUGUACAGAGCGCUAAAUUCAUUCUUGCUCUGUUACUGAUAAUUGAGAACUCCAUCAAAUGAAAAAUUAAGAGAAAUAUCAUGUGUGAAGGAAUACUACUCAUCAUAUCUAUUGCAAUUAUUCUCGGACAGCAUUCCCUCUUUCUUGCUUUUAUUAUUAAUGCAUUUAUAUAGUACUGCUCACCUGCUGUUCCAUGUGUUCCAUCGACACAUAUACGAUCAGUUUCAAGCCUCUUGAAAAGCUCCUGUUGUGGUGUGGUCAUGAUGACUAGCAUAAGAUCUCUGUCAUCCAAAAGGUCCUCAUUUUUUUUCUCUAAGAAAAUGUCACUUUUUGUUGGGUUGUCCUUGGUGUUUAAAGAAGAGCAAUGGGUUUUCCUUUUCACUAUGCAUCCUCUCAACCCAGAGUUGCAUGCUCACAUAGUCAUUAUCGUGCAGCCGCUCGGUCUUCGAGACUCUGGCAUCCCUCAUUAUUUUGCGGAGAUCCUGCUUGCUUAACAGGUUAAUGCGGUGGAAUGUCUCAUCCACGUUGGACCGCACAUUAUCCAGUACUGCAUCCAUGGACACGCCUUCUCGCAGCUUGUCUUGAGAGAGUAGAGAAAAAGUGUAUAUUAGUUGAAGCAUAAGUAAAAAUUACCGAGCACGCAAGGAAGUGAAAUGGGCACUGAUGAACAUUUUUAAUAUCAUUAUUUAGAAUUCCUUUAAUUGAAUAAUGAGUUACAUUGACUUACAAAAACCUUUUGCAAUGGUGUGUGUUAAAUAGUUCAAGCUGUCGCAAUUUUUGUUCUUUUUAGGUCAGCUCUUUGCAAGGACAUGGUGCUAUGCAGCCUUCAGCUGCUGAAGAGGCAAGAUUACAUUUCUGAAUUACACUACACGAUUACAUUACAUUUGAAGAGGCAAGAUUACAUAUUUAAGUGUUUCAA